AUGAAUUUGUGCGAGAUAAAUAAGACCAACAACAAUAAUAAUAAUAUUAAUACCCAUAAUGGAACACAAACACUAAAUCAAGAUCAGCUGGAUCAUCAGCAAACAAUAGAGUAUUCAAUUUGUUCACUGUUCUCUAUUCUAUACCCGUUCAACACCAACUUUGGACAACAACAACAAUAUGAUCUCAAUGGCCAGUCACUGCCACUGCCGUUUGUCCCACUUCCACCUACACAACCAGUACUCUGGAGUGACUUUGAAGUGGACGUAGACUGCUCCUCAUCAGCUGGCAGCGAGGACACUACAAUCUCGUCAUGCUCAACUUCAGACUCAAUGUCUGAUGACAUUGCCAUGCUUGACAAAUGUCUAGCAUCAUCCAAAAGACGUAACAUUGUCAACAAUAACAACAACAUCACCAACAAUAACAACAACAACAACAAAGUACCAACACAAGCCAAUAGUAAUCAAAAGAAGAAGGAUAAGCUCAAGCGAAGGAUAUUCGUUGGAGGCAUCAUACUUGAUGACCUCUCACACCUGGACAACCAGGAAGAGAUCAAGAAGCUUCGAACUGAUCGUCUCCUCUAUCUCUUUGGCUCAUGUGGCAAGAUCGACAAGGUUGAUCCACACUUUGAUCAAGGAUACUGUUUCAUAACAUUCUCUGCAGCAAACAUUGCUCAACGUACUGUUAAGCAAUUUGCUAAUGCUGCCAAGAAGUUUACCAUGUUGGAGAAGAUACAAUUAUCACUCGCCAAGGAAGGCAAGGACAUUAGAGCUACACCAUUGCCAUCGUUCUAUGUUCGUUUGUCCUCCACCCAUUAA
Messenger RNA from Acytostelium subglobosum LB1, 816 nucleotides. RefSeq lists its product as hypothetical. Lineage: Eukaryota; Evosea; Eumycetozoa; Acytosteliales; Acytosteliaceae. Gene Ontology annotation, molecular function: RNA binding. Bases 1 to 816 code for a protein of 271 amino acids. The transcript is spliced from 2 exons. The record is from RefSeq and is a predicted model, not a curated record.